Molecule: messenger RNA, 2251 nt
Organism: Dromaius novaehollandiae (emu)
Lineage: Eukaryota; Metazoa; Chordata; Aves; Casuariiformes; Dromaiidae
Gene: TMEM50B
Product: transmembrane protein 50B
Exons: 7
Coding region: 207-683 (158 amino acids)
Biological process (GO): protein targeting to vacuole; late endosome to vacuole transport via multivesicular body sorting pathway
Source: RefSeq, a predicted model, not a curated record
CUCUCCUCACCCAGCCUCCGCUGACGCGUCGCGCUAGCUCCCGAUUGGCGGGCGCCUGCGUCGCUCCCCGCUGUGUUGCUGCCCGCCCGCUCCCUCCGGCCGGCGGAAGAGUCUCGCCCAGGACGGGGGGUAUUUAGGACAUAGCUGUUAAUGGAAAAUUUCAUAUGUGAGUACAGAAUAAGGAAGGCUCUCUAAUCUUUAAGGAAAUGGCAGGAUUCUUAGACAACUUCCGAUGGCCAGAAUGUGAGUGUAUUGACUGGAGUGAAAGAAGAAAUGCAGUUGCUUCAAUAGUCGCAGGUGUAUUGUUUUUCACAGGAUGGUGGAUAAUGAUAGAUGCUGCAGUAGUUUACCCAAAGCCAGAACAAAUGAACCAUGCAUUCCAUACCUGUGGGGUGUUUUCAACACUAGCUUUUUUCAUGAUAAAUGCUGUAUCAAAUGCACAGGUGAGAGGAGACAGCUACAGUGACGGAUGUUUAGGAAGGACAGGUGCUCGUGUCUGGCUCUUUAUUGGCUUUAUGUUGAUGUUUGGUUCACUUAUUGCUUCAAUGUGGAUUCUUUUUGGAGCAUAUGUUACACAGAACACUAAUGUUUACCCUGGAUUAGCAGUGUUUUUCCAAAAUGCAUUGAUAUUUUUCAGUACUCUGAUCUACAAGUUUGGAAGAACAGAAGAAUUAUGGGGAUGAGAGAUCAAAGAUAGCAUUGUCUAUUCCAUAGCGGCUAUGUUGUACUCUGUAUGUAGAUACAUUUACAUUUAUUUGUUCUCAUUUUGCUUUCUAAAUCAUAUGAACUGAGAUAAAUUACAGUUUCUGUAAGAAGCUCCCUCUUUUCAUAGGAAAGUUUUGUGAAUAUGUACAUAUGACUGUAUAUAUCUUGGAAAGUCAGGCUUUCUUUCUGAAAUCUUCAGGCUUACUUCUUCAAAUACAUGGGUUUCCAUCAACCUUUAAGACUUCCAGAUUUUCACAUGUGAGAGAGACUUCAGUGGAACUACCAAUGAAUUAGCAGGAUAAAGCCUGUACCCUGUAAAAGUGUUUAUUACUUUUAUGCAUGGGUGAGCUGUAGCUCAUUUUGCAAGGGUAGACGGCAAGGGCUAGUUGUAUACCUGAAGCAGUAGAGAGCUUAUGGAAGCAGCCCAGCUAAGCCUGUAUUUAAUGAGGGUAAAUUCUAUUGUAUGAGAUAAAAGGUGAUUUCAAGAAUUUUAUAUAACUGCUCAGAAAAACUUAGUGUUUUGUUUUUGUUUUUGUUUGGUAAACAGCAAUGAUUUUUUAAACAAGGCCCUGUAUUAAGCAGAUUCUGCAUGGCAGAUCAAAUUGUUCUUGACUCCUGACUGCUAUAGCACAAAUGAAAUUUGGUAGCAGCAUGGCCCUUGUAGAAUUAAUCUCAUGCUGUUCAGUAUAAUAGACACUAAUAAGAAUUUACUGUAUUUACUAAUAUUAAAGUAAGAAACCCUGAAACUGAUGCUAGUCAUACUUAAGGAAUGUAAAGGACAAAUGAGAGUCAGACUAACAUCUUUAACAUUAUGCCAGCAUAGAUUUUCUUCAAGGAAAGCUUUUUGCUGAUUAAAUGAAUGGUUAUCCUGCUACCUAUUACUUUUUAAAUAGAAAUGGUGAGCAUUUCAAGUGGGGAUAUAAUAGAAAUGUAUUUAUUACUGUAGUACUUCUAAAAAGCUAAUGAUCUUACUAUCUUGAAAUAAUUUUGGUUUUAGGACUGCCACUUGCCCCAGUUAAAAUUUAUUUAUUUCCUAAAUGUGAUGGGCACUUUAUGGAAAUUCUUCCAUUAUUGAAAUACAGUUUCUUCUAGCUGGAAUAUACAGAAAGGGAGAACAUUAAUGUUUUAUAGCUUUGAACUGAUCUUGUAUAUACAUCUUGCUGUUGGUGACUUCCUUAUCUUACAAGUUUUAUGUGUUCCUAAAGCAUUUAAAUCUACCUUGUGUCUAAAAGCUUUUAUAACUUUCCAUGUAUCAAGAUAGCUGAUCAGAUAGUACUAAACUUAAGAAUGUAACUUCUGUGCAUGGUUACUGUAUACUGUUAGUCAUCUAAUUGCUCCCUUGUGGGAAUCUUUCCAGUGGACAGAAUAUGAAGCAAAUACUGCAGCUGAAAUUGUGCUACUGGCUAGACUAACUUCUAUCCUGAUUUCACCAUCCUGCAGUGAGUUAUGAUAUAUUCACUGGUGUUAAUCAUAGCGUUGUACAUAAGUUGUCUGUUUGGUUGUAAUUCCAGAAAAUGGCAAUAAAUGUUAUCUUAUGUUCUCAAAA